Molecule: messenger RNA, 1752 nt
Organism: Bipolaris victoriae FI3
Lineage: Eukaryota; Fungi; Ascomycota; Dothideomycetes; Pleosporales; Pleosporaceae
Exons: 4
Coding region: 1-1752 (583 amino acids)
Biological process (GO): biosynthetic process
Molecular function (GO): intramolecular lyase activity; geranylgeranyl diphosphate synthase activity
Source: RefSeq, a predicted model, not a curated record
AUGGGCUUUGACUACGCGCUGGUGCAUCUCAAGUACACGAUCCCUCCGGCCGUGCUGCUCACCUGGCUCUACCGCCCCUUCUUCACCAAGCUCGACGCGUACAAGGUCCUCUUUCUGAUAUUCGUCGCUGUCACCUCAACUAUACCAUGGGACUCGUACCUGAUCCGCACCGGCAUAUGGAGCUACCCCGGCCAUGUCAUCAUCGGUCCAAAACUAUAUGAUAUUCCACUGGAGGAGGUCUUCUUCUUUGUCGUGCAGACAUACAACACCUCAUUGCUCUAUCUGCUCCUCAGCAGACCCACUUUCCAGCCUGUCUAUCUGCGGAUCGAAUCGGGUGCGUCCCGGAAUCUAUGGCGAUUCGCAAAGCUUACCGGCCAAUUGUUUUUGCUGGGCAUGAUUGCAUGGGGAUGGCAGUGCGUUCGGAGCGGCGGUGAAGGGACAUAUACUGGUCUCAUCUUGAUUUGGGCAGGCCCUUUUCUUCUGCUACUAUGGAGUCUUGCAUACCAGUUCAUUCUCACGCUGCCCUUGACCAACACGGCGCUACCAAUCCUCCUCCCGACCUUUUAUCUCUGGAUUAUCGACACGCUGGCACUUCGUAGAGGCACCUGGGUAAUAAACGUGGGGACAAAGUACGGAGCACACUUGUGGGAUGGCUUGGAAAUAGAGGAGGCUCUAUUCUUCUUUGUCACUAAUGCGCUGAUAGUGUGUGGUCAGUUGGCGUUUGACAAUGCUUUAGCCGUGUUGUACACCUUCCCGGGGCUGUUCAAGGACCCCUCCCUGCUGCCAUCGCCACUUCUCUUGAUGCGCGCCCUUCUCACGCUCAGUUCCAAGUACGAUGCUGAGCGACUCCAGGGUCUUGAUGAGGCUGUGCGUCGUCUGAAGCGCAAGAGUCGCAGUUUUUAUCUUGCAUCCGCGACGUUCCCUGGACCUUUGCGGGCGGAUCUGCUCCUACUCUACUCCUUCUGCCGCGUAGCUGAUGAUUUGGUGGACAACGCUUCUGAUGCUGAGGAGGCCAAGGUGUGGAUAGCGAAACUACGCAAGUUCCUGAACAAUGUGUACAGCGACAAAGUUGCGCGUAGUGCUGUGCAUGCCCAAAUAUGCGCUGACUUUCCACUUGACACCCAGUCUGCGCUCCUUCAACUCCCCACAUCUAAACUCUCGCACCAGCCACUGGAGGAUCUUCUCCGGGGAUUUGAGAUGGACCUGGGUUUCGACAAAGCGCCGCUCAUAGAAACCACCGAGGACUUACAGUUGUACGCGGAGCGAGUCGCAGGCACUGUCGCACAGAUGUGUAUUGAGCUCAUCUUUUACUGGUAUCCUAGCACUCUAUCCGCCGAGGAGCAGCGUGCCAUUGUCGCUGCUGGUAACAACAUGGGUGUGGCAUUACAAUAUGUCAACAUCUCGCGAGACAUUGAAGUAGACGCUCAGAUUGACCGUGUAUACCUUCCUUUGAAAUGGCUUGCCGACGUGGGACUGAGCUAUGAGGAUGUCCUGAAGAGGCCAAAUCAAGCGCAGGUCGAGACACUCCGCAAACGGCUUUUGAAGGAUGCAUUUUCGCUCUAUGAGACGACCAAAGACGCUAUCGAGCGUCUGCCACUUGACGCCAGAGGUCCCAUUCGGGUCGCAGUAGAGAGUUACAUGGAAAUCGGAAGGGUUUUGGGCCAGGAAAACUACAAAGUAAAGGCUGGGCGUGCCACUGUGCCCAAGCUAAGGAGGAUCAUUGUCGCCUGGACGACACUUAAUCGCAAAUGA